This is a messenger RNA of Cladocopium goreaui, 2862 nucleotides long. Lineage: Eukaryota; Dinophyceae; Suessiales; Symbiodiniaceae. The record is from the annotation of a GenBank genome assembly.
AUGGACCAGCCUUCCUGUGACUAUGGCGCCGCGCCCCGCACCGCACCCAGCGGUGCUCAGCGUCCCAACGCUCGGCCGAAUUGGUGGGGCCCAGCAACUCGUGCCCAGUCAGCGGGGGAUCCCAGCGUCCCAUUGACAGCCCCGGUGUCGCAGGUGGAAGUCAUGUUUCACCAUCAGUACACAGCUGCAGCGCCACCGUUGCCCAUGGACGAUGUCCGGGCCUUGUUGGCUUCGGAACCCACCCCAGGAUGGGUCAAGCCACAGCGCCCCAGACCACGGCUGGUGGGUCGGAUGGCACCUCCCAGCCGGGGCUCGGGAAGGCGCCCGAAACGGCCCGCGCCACGGCGGAAGUCGCCCGGCAAACCCAUCCGCCCGGAGCCACAGGCAGAGGUGGUGACAGAGGACGAAGCGCCAAAAACCCAACGAUUUGCAGAGACGUUGACGCGACCUGGGCUUCCACCAGGGCUUGGAGUGCAUGAAGAACACACUGAAGGGGGCGUGCAAAAUGAUAUAGCAUUGCAUGUGGCAGAAAAAAUCCGACAGUUGCAAGCACAGAAUUCCAAGGAUUUCAUUUGGGUCAUCAUCGAGUCCUGCCGAGACUGCGCCCAUCAUGAUUCCAGCCUGCGGCAUGAUGAAACGGCCUACAAAAGCCGGUGCCAGAAACUCACGGAAUCCAUCCUCGAAAAGUUCCCAGAAGGAGUGCACGUCGAUGUGUUAGCUGAGCCGCUGGCAACAAGCAGUGAAGCGGAUGGGGUGGAUGCUGAGGUUGAGCAGACUGAUGCAGAUCCAGCACCAAAAGCACCUCCUGGGCCGAAUUAUCGCAUUGGUUCCUUGGAGGUUUACAUGUGCUGCAUGAGUCCCUUGAGACCUUGGGGUGCGGCGCCACUGUCCAAACGAGGCUUUGGGGCCAACAUCUUUGGGCUUUGCAUCUCCUCCAAAUUGAAAAGUCGCGCCUGGCCUUCGAAUGAAGCCGUUCUGAAGCGCAUGUCUCUGUCGAUGCCUCAAGUGCCGGUGGAGGUUUUAGUGCGGAAUGACCUGGGCUUUCCCAUCCCAGGGGUGGCCCUUAGUGUUUUCUGUGCAGAACAGCAAGUGGCACAGAACUCGACUGACCAAACUGGCUCCGUUCAUCUCUUGGUGCCGCUAUUUGCUCCCGUUACCCUGAGAGCAGAGCGCGUCACACCGGCAUUGCACAUGGAACGACAGGAGAAAAUCCUGGAGAUCAUGGCACCUGAUACACAGAUCACAUUUAUUGCUGAGACCUGUGUACAAUUGUGGCAACUGGAAACUGAAAAGGAACUCAUUGUUUACUGCCGAGAUCCUCGCAUGGAUAUGGAGAUCGCCGUACAGCCCAUCCCGGACUUGGUGCCUUUCGUUGGCAGCUUGGAAUACAACAGCGGGGAAACCGUGCGCGCCGAUGCAGAUGGUUUCAUCCGCACUUUGGGAGACCCCUUGGCAGACGCAGACUUUGUCAGUUGCAAUGGCUGGAGAUCUUGCUCAGUGGGCGCCAAAUCUGUACAGGUUCAGGGCACUGGAAGGCUGGUGGAGGUGGGUCGCUUGGGAACUCCCAUUGCUCAGAUUUCCCUCGUCACUUGUUGCUGUGCGAGUUCUAUUCCAAAUGCCCGAGUUUCUGUGAACGGAGUUCACUUUGGCCUGACAGACCUGGGACCUGUCAGCUGCAGUUUGCGCAUGGGAGACCACCAGCUGCUGGUGGAGCACAGUUUCCUGCCUUCCCAAGGCCUGAAUUUACCAUUAAAAAUUCAAGGUGCCACCACCUGCGGCAUCCCGGUGGAGUUUCCCUUGGAUCGCUUGCGCUUUCUAUGUACUGCAGCCCCAGGGACGCGCACACCAUCUGCCGGAUGCCAAGGCACCUCAGAUCUAUGGCUGGUGGGUGGUGACUUGGCCCAGUGGCGCUGUACUCGUGGUGCCCCAGCCAUGGACGCAGAGGUCUGGCUCUGGGACGGCGAGCUGCGGCAUGCGGAGCACACCCUGGCAGUGCAGGCGGGGGCUCUCAGCCGCCAUGGCUGGGGGCUGAAGGAUCAAAGUGGCAGCUCCAGGUCCUCGGAAGAUGGAGGGACUUGCCCCUUUACGGAGGCGUUGGCCAAUCCCGUGGCCAAUAUUGGACCGUGGCAGGUGGUAUUACAAUGUGCCCCAGCCUCCACCACCAACUCCUGUGUUGUAACUCGCCUGGCACGGCUGGCGAAUGGAGAUGCUCCCGCUCUAUGGCUCGCGCGAUUGGUGGCUGCGCCGGAUGCUGAAGCGGCAUCGGUAGCACCCUGUCUACAUGUCCAUUCUACCUGCUGCAGCACUGGUGCAGCUGGUGUCUCUGUCUCUUUGAAUGGGACGCCGGUGGGUGAGAUUGGCGAGAAUGGUGAGUUGAAGCUGCCGAAUGCCAGGGGUUCCUGCCGCGUCGGCAUUCAAGGUGUGCCAUCUUGCCUCCUACCUGGCAGCACCAAUGAGUACCUGGCGCAUUUUCACUGCAGCAAACGCAUGGACCUGGAACUUGCAUGCCUGGUGUGGGUGUACUCCUGGCACCCCGAAGCUGAUGAAGAUGAAGAUCAGGAUGAGGUGAACCAAGAUGCCAUGGCCAUGGUCUUCGUGUGCAGCAAUGUGGAGCAGAUCCCAGAUGAGGCGAGAGCCGUGGUGGGACGCCUCAGUUGCCCCCAAGCGGAGGAGCCGGAGAUCAUUCUGGAAGGCCAAUCCCUUGGCCCCGUGCUGUUGCGGCGCUCCUGGCUUUUCGCGCACGGCAACUGCCUGGUCUCGCAGCUCUCGCUGGACGUCGUGGCGCCCCCCGGCUACGUCUAUGAAGCGCGGUCGCCUUCGCCGUUGCAGCAGAGACACCAGGAGGGGAGUAGGGGGAAGUAA